This is a messenger RNA of Alligator mississippiensis (American alligator), 966 nucleotides long. Its product is annotated as Y-box-binding protein 1. Lineage: Eukaryota; Metazoa; Chordata; Crocodylia; Alligatoridae. Gene Ontology annotation, molecular function: nucleic acid binding. The record is from RefSeq and is a predicted model, not a curated record. The transcript has a single exon. Gene Ontology annotation, biological process: regulation of gene expression. Gene Ontology annotation, cellular component: nucleus. The coding region runs from base 1 to 966 and encodes 321 amino acids.
AUGGUCUUGAACCACAAGCCUAUGCUACAGCCAAAACAGCAGGCUACUGCCAUUGAGAAUAAAUACCAGCCAAAAUCAAUGCUUCCCAUGGAAGAGAAAAUGGUGCUUGAAAGGAAGGUGACGGGAACAGUCAAAUGGUUCAAUGUCAGGAUGGGCUACGGCUUCAUUACAAGGAAUGACGAUAAGAAUGACUUAUUUGUACACCAGACAUCCAUCAAGAAGAAUAAUCCCCGGAAGUACCAUCGCAGCCUUGGCGAUGGGGAGACAGUGGAGUUUGAUGUGGUUCUGGGAGAUAAAGGCCUGGAAGCGGCCAAUGUCACCGGCCCCAGCGGCAUGCCCGUCUAUGGCAGCAUCUAUGCUGCAGACCGUCGCAAAUGUCCCAAGAAUGGUCCGGCUACCAGUUAUCAGGCGACUUACGACAUUCGGGAGAGUAUGCCGAAGAGUCAGGUGGAUGCUCCAGAUGAUGAGGGCCAUGAUCAGCAGUCCAUGUUUUACACCCUGCACAGAGCCUUCAGGAUUUUACCCCGCUAUUCCAACUCACCUCUGCAAGCAGACGUAGUGCCUGCUAAAGCCCGAGUUGCACAAAUUGAACAAAGAAAACCAAUGAAAGAGGGCAUAUGCCAGGACAUACAGCAGCUUUUUGACUUAGGGCAGCACUGUCUGAGACAGCCUAAAGAGGAAGGCCAUAAAGAAGCUAAGGAGAAACACCAGGCAAGUGAGACCAUCGAGCAGAUGGCAAGUCAGCUUUGCUACUGUCCUAUCUACAGUUAUCUACACAGACGCCCCAGGAACUCUAAACCCCAGGGUGGGAAAGAGGGUAAGGAGACCUCAGGAUUUCCAAAUGAAGACAUGUCACCAUCAGACGCCAGGAACAUGGGGCUCUGCAAAUGCCAGCGUAUGACAGGUACUAUCAUCCACUCAUCUUGCCCUCCUUGCACCGUCCAGCCAUCAAAUGAGAAGAAAUAA